This is a messenger RNA of Galdieria sulphuraria, 740 nucleotides long. RefSeq lists its product as uncharacterized. The record is from RefSeq and is a predicted model, not a curated record. The transcript has a single exon. The annotation marks the transcript as partial. Lineage: Eukaryota; Rhodophyta; Bangiophyceae; Galdieriales; Galdieriaceae.
CCUCCAAACGUUGAAUUAUACGGACGCAACUAUGUCUUUUUUCCGAUUGAAAGAAUGCCUAAGUGAGCUUCCGUUCACCAUUGAAUUUUCUUGGAGCUAUUUUGGACAAGGAGGGUAUAACAUGGCCGACAACACCGGAGUUGGAUUCCUUAUGGAAGGACUUCCAAGUGGAAAUGGAGGGUACUAUCCACAAGCUUCCAAUGGAUAUUACGCUACAUACGAAUUUUACGCUCCCGACUAUCCAGGAGUAUGGUCGAGAAACGACAGCCUCACGACCUCCCCUUACCAAAUCCUGAACUAUUAUGGCCGCGGUUUUGCUCUUUUCUUGGCGUACAGUAAAGUGGAAGUGUCAUCAGCGAGUAUUUCUAUGUACUACAGCGGAGGACUCCAAUCUGUCCAGGAUUCUUACAACUUGCCAGAUGGAGGCAUAUACAGACACUAUCUUGAACCAUCUAAAUACACAGGUGCCGACAAUCGUUAUACGUACUUCGAUGCCGCUUCCCCUUCAGGAGGACCUCCUUUGUGCACUUGGAGUGGAUCAGUGAACACAACAAACAACAACUUUUACUUUGCUUCUUCUUGCGCAGGAGCUACUUCUUACCAGUUCUUUUAUUGGUUCCGCAUUCGGAAAGGGAUCGCACUCAUGCAAGCAAGUACUCGACAAAUUCUCAAUCAUGUUUCAUAACCAGGUGUUCAUUUCAAAUUUCAAUCUCUCAUAGAAUAAAUAGAACGAUUCAGAU